Messenger RNA from Pyricularia pennisetigena, 489 nucleotides. RefSeq lists its product as uncharacterized. Lineage: Eukaryota; Fungi; Ascomycota; Sordariomycetes; Magnaporthales; Pyriculariaceae. The record is from RefSeq and is a predicted model, not a curated record. The transcript has a single exon. The coding region runs from base 1 to 489 and encodes 162 amino acids.
AUGCUCAUCUCUUCUCUUCUCGUCGCCCUGGCUACCGUAGCCACACCCAUCGCUAUAGCGUCCCCCAUCGACGACACCAUCAAAGAACUCUCACAGCCAGUCGGCAUCGCCUGCGGAAGGGCCACGUGCAUCGGAGAACAAGUCUGCUGCAACCCAACCUGCAGCACGUGUACCGCGCCGGGGAUGAUGUGCACUAUGCAGGACUGCGGCCACCUAUCUGACCCUCCCGCGUUCCCCAAGCCGCCCACCGUCGCCGCCCCCGGCCCGCGACUCUCAAUUAGCAAGGUUAUGACGAGGCCCAACUCCACGAAGCCGGCUCCCUACGCAGCACCCAAGCCCAAGGACGGAGUGGCCUGCGGAAAGAAUACGUGCGCGGCCGAUGAGGUCUGCUGCAAUGCGAGCUGUGGCAUCUGCACUCCACCCAAAGGCGGCUGUAUCAUGAUGUUUUGCCGUGACGGGCAACGUCCUGGCCAGUCGGUUCAUUCUUGA